This is a messenger RNA of Poecile atricapillus (Black-capped chickadee), 1112 nucleotides long. It is a transcript of the gene IL18BP, whose product is annotated as interleukin 18 binding protein. The transcript has 5 exons. The record is from RefSeq and is a predicted model, not a curated record. Bases 367 to 822 code for a protein of 151 amino acids. NCBI's taxonomy places the organism in Eukaryota, Metazoa, Chordata, Aves, Passeriformes, Paridae. Gene Ontology annotation, molecular function: interleukin-18 binding.
GCAGGAGUCAUGGGAUGCGGAUCACGGGAGUGCCUGAGGACUGUGUAUCCCCAGGUGCAGGAGGCAUGGGGACACUAGGCACGUUCAGGGGGCUCGGGGACGUGGCUGCAGAGGAGCCAUUGACACACAUCACCGUCCAGGUGAGGGUCCCCGUGCGGUGCCGCUGCGCCACGUGGCCGGGGCCGAGGGCGGCUCCCGGUGAGUCACGGCGCUGCCUCUCGCCCCUCCCCGGGCCGCCUCAUAAAGCGCCGCGGUCCCGAGCGCCGCCGCCCCGUGUCUGAGCCACGGGCUCCCCGUGUGUACCGGAGCGGUGGGUGGACAGCCUUGAGGGACACUAGCCGCGACUCGAGGGAUCUCGGGAGGAGGAUGCUGGGGGAGCUCCUGGGACGCCCUGCCUGGAUCCUUCUGCUCUGUUGGAGCCUGGCUGCUUGCUGCACAGGUGCCAUAGCCUUGCAGCCACCCAGUAUCACCAUGCUGCGGAUGCCAGCAGAGCUCCCCCGCCCAGGCGAGAGCGUGACUGUGUCGUGCGAGGCGUUGAGUGAGCUUCCAGAGUUGACGCUGCUUUACUGGCUGGAGAACGGCUUCUUCGUGGAGAGCCUGCACCCGGAUGGGGCUGUGCGUGAGGGGACAGUGCAAGAGGAGCCGCAGGGCUCGGGGCUGGCCCUGCACCGUGAUCUGCACUUCAGCUCCUUCGACAAGCAGCACCUGCACACCAACUUCACCUGCGUGGUGCUCAGUCCCCUCGGUGUCGACACCAGGGAGGUGCGAUGGCCGUCGCCAGCACUGGCCCCCGUCACUGGGAAGAGUGAGGGCCUGGGCUGAGAUGGAGGAGCAGCUCCCGUGCUGGGUGCUGAGUGAGCACCCUGCAGUGCAGCUCCCUGCUCUGACAGCCCCACACCACUGCAUGCACAUGUGACACCUCCAGGGAGGCCCGUCUCUGUGACGCCUCUGCUUUGGGGACUGCAUGGCCCCACAUAUGCUGGCCCCACUGUGAGUGGGGCUCCUGGUGCCCCAAGCUGAGUCAGGAGCGCUGCCUGGGCUGGAACCAGCCCUGCCCAUAGCUGGCUUUGGGACCCCAGAGUUUAUUAAAGUACAUCAAGGCUUCCCAGUGU